CAAAAUAGAACUUCUCACACCUACUACCUCUACAUACCUACCAUAGUACCUGCUCUUCCAUUGAACCGACUUGGCUGAGGCAUUUGUGAGAAUACCUACCUAACCUAGUACUAUGUGAAGUGUACAUAUUCACAAGAAGCGUGCGGGUCUUGCGUACUACAUACAUGUAGUUAUGUAAAUGGUACUAGGUACCUGGUACUGCCAGGUACCUAUGUACUCUACCGAGGUUUCAAUCUGCAGUUGCUUCUGACGUUACUCGGCUCUGUCUCUCUUUGCCGAAAUGCAAUACCAAAAAUAUUACAUAGUGCAUACCUAAGUCAAGAACCUGGGCGCAAGAAGAAGAAAAGAAAAGAAAAAGGGUACAAAAGAUAUUGUACAUUGGCGCUACAGGAAUAACUCCGAGCUUCGAGCAAAACGACCGUCUACACUCAACCUGAAAGCUGACUUUCCCGGUUACCUGUUGAGGUCCAGCAGAGAAUACCUAGCAGCAGAAGGAACAAGCAAGUUCUCCCUCAAGCUAGGCCAGCCAGAAAACCACCAAUAUGGCCCCCAAUGAGCAGCAGCACACAGGCAUUAACGAGAAGCUGCAUGCAUCGUUGCCUGCCCCAGUCGCCAACCACCUACCACACAUCCCGGAGACCAAAGAUGAGCUGAAGGCUGAGCUGAAGGCCGAGGCCAAGGCCGCUACCAGCAGCUUCGCGUCUCAAAUACGGUCUUUUGUCGCCGGCGGCUUCGGCGGUGUCUGUGCUGUCAUUGUCGGCCACCCUUUCGAUCUCGUCAAGGUUCGCCUGCAGACUUCGGACAAGGGCGUCUACUCUUCGGCAAUGGAUGUCGUGAGGAAAAGUGUUGCGAAGGACGGCCUACGGAGGGGUCUAUAUGCCGGGGUCAGCGCGCCCUUACUCGGCGUCACGCCUAUGUUCGCCGUAUCAUUCUGGGGUUAUGACCUCGGGAAACAACUCGUGACCUCGGUGUCCCCCCCGUCCCCCACAGGGUCCCUCUCUAUCGCGCAGGUCACCCUUGCCGGUGCUUUCAGCGCGUUUCCUCAAACUCUUAUCACCGCUCCCGUUGAGCGUGUCAAGGUUAUCCUACAGGUCCAGAGUCAGCGACUGAAGCCUGGCGAGGAGCCCAAGUACAAAGGCAGUUACGACGCCGCACGCCAACUACUCAAAGAGGGCGGCCCGCGCUCCCUAUUCCGUGGCAGCGCUGCCACACUUGCCCGCGAUGCCCCUGGCUCAGCCUUGUAUUUCGCCACCUACGAGUACAUUAAGCGCAAACUGACGCCUCUCGACCCGGUCACGGGCAAGCCCAAGGGAGACAUGAGCCUGCUCGCGAUCACGGCGGCGGGCGGCGCCGCCGGAGUGGCCAUGUGGAUCCCCGUGUUCCCCAUCGACACCGUCAAGAGCCGCCUGCAGACGUCCGAGACCAAGAUGAGCGUCAGCAGCGUGUUCCGCGAGGUGUACGGCCGAGGCGGCUUCAAGGCUUUCUUCCCUGGGUUCGGGCCGGCUCUCGCGAGGGCGGUGCCCGCUAAUGCCGCGACGUUCCUGGGCGUGGAGCUGGCGCACCAGGCUAUGAAUAAGUUCUUCAGUUAAGCAUACCUAGCCUGGAAUGGAAAGCUUUCGCCAAAACCAUCAUUAUCAUCACAGGCGACGCUAGUCCAACUACUUUGAUCGAGGUGGAUGGAUCGCAAAGCUCCGAUACCUAAUUAAAGGCUACAAGAGUCGUGGUGGAGCUGAGGACGGACGACGGACCAAUAAAUAGAUCGAUCGUCGAUCGAUGAAGAGGGUUGAAGGAGAAUGAGGAAAUAAGCCUCCAUCUCUCUCUCUCUCAGCAUACCUACCUGGCCUUUAGAGAACGAACCAUACACACACAAACAACGAAGGAGCUAGAUAGAGUCGGGCGGGCAUAACUAUGUCCUAGUCUAGAAUUUAUUGUGCAAGCACAGCAAGCAGGCGUGGAGGGGAUUUGCAUACCCCCCUUUUUUUUUUUUUAAAAAAAGGCGUUUCAGAAGAAGAGGAUAUGAUGUGAUAUGGCAUGACAUGAGGCCAUUUCAUUCAUGUUCAUUGACGUUGAUGAAGUUCUAGAAACUAGAUAGAUCAUCUUACAAGCAACAGAGAAAGAGAAGAGAGAGUACCUACCUACCUACCUACCUACCUACC
Hypoxylon fragiforme is the source of this 2156-nucleotide messenger RNA. Its product is annotated as mitochondrial carrier domain-containing protein. The record is from RefSeq and is a predicted model, not a curated record. Gene Ontology annotation, molecular function: O-acyl-L-carnitine transmembrane transporter activity. Gene Ontology annotation, cellular component: mitochondrial envelope. Gene Ontology annotation, biological process: carnitine transmembrane transport; mitochondrial transport. The coding region runs from base 543 to 1589 and encodes 348 amino acids. The transcript has 3 exons. NCBI's taxonomy places the organism in Eukaryota, Fungi, Ascomycota, Sordariomycetes, Xylariales, Hypoxylaceae.